CCACGAUUCUCAGCCCCUCUUACAUUUCAUCUUGUAUGCGUAUAUAACUCAAUCAUUGGUGCGUUUCUCAUUCUCUCUCUCAGCGAGCCCUCUCUCUCCCGAGUUGUUACAAGAGAUCGAAAUAGAGGGCGCAUUGUUUCUGGUGUGUUAAUGCUGAGAGAGAGGGGGUCUGAUCCGUCUGGAGGCUUUUUUUUCUUCAAAGAUUGGUUGUUUUUGAGGUAGUUUUGAAGGUCGUGUACGAAUACCUUAAUGUUUGUAGAAACAUCUGAUUAGUUUGCAGAGAGAAGAGAUCAUUAUUUUUUUUUUGGUAAUCAUUUGUAUGAAGCUUUUUGAUCUUCCCUUGUCCAGUAUUAUUCCUCAGAAACUUUGAUCAGUAGAUUAAGAAAUUCAAGGAUCGGAAAGAUGGGUAAGCUUUCGGAUUCGAAUGAUUAUGCGGAAUUUUUGCCGAUUCCGCCUCCCCUGCCUCAUCCGUACGCUGAAAGCAUUCAUCAUCGUCGGAGCAGAGCAACGAGGAAACAGUGGCGCCCCUACGCCGCGUCGAACCACCGGAUGGAUCAUCUUUUUGAUGAAGGAUAUCGAGCCGAUGUGGCAAUUAGCACGGAUGACGGCGGCGUUGUCUAUGCACACGCUAGUGUUCUCGGUGUUUCUUCGCCGAUAAUGAAAGCCAUGUUGAGAAAACCGAGACGCCGCCGUGGCGAUCGGAUUGCAAUCUCCAUCCAUGGAGUUCCGGCCGAGGCUGUCUCCGUUUUUGUUCGCUUCUUGUAUUCUUCCCGCUACGAUGAAGAGAAACUUAGAGAACACAUCCUUAGUUUACUGGCGUUGUCGCAUUCGUACGCGAUUCCUCAUCUAAAGCGUGAGUGCGAAUGGCUGCUAGAGGACGGAAUGAUGACGGUGGAUAACGUAGUCGACGUGUUUCAGCUAGCGCUAUUGUGUGACGCCCCCCGCCUCAGCCUUAUGAGCCACCGUUUCAUCCUCAGGAACAUCAAGUCUGUUUCCUUCACCGAAGGCUGGAUAGCCAUGAGGUAUAGCCACCCCAUCCUCGAAAAACAUCUCCUCGACUCCGUAAUCGACGAAAACUUUAGGCAGCAGGAGAAGGCGAGGAAGAUGAGCGAGAGGAGUAACUACCUAGAAUUGUACGAGGCGAUGGAGGCUCUGGUGCACAUAUAUAAAGAAGGGUGUCGGACGAUUGGUCCGCAUGAUAAGAGCUUGAAGGAGGAUCAGGAAACGUGCAAGUAUGCGGCGUGUAAGGGGCUGGAAGCGCUCAUCCGCCACUUCGCCGCCUGUAAAAUGAGAGUCCUCGGCGGCUGCAAGCGCUGCAAGCGGAUGUGGCAAGUCUUCGAGCUCCACUCUCGCCUUUGCGCUGAUUCUGACAAUUGUAAGGUUCCUCUGUGCAGGAAUUUUAAGGAGAAGAGGAGAAUGCAGAACAAGAAGGACGAGAUGAAGUGGAGAAUACUAGUGAGAAAGAUUGUGAGGUCUAAGAGCAUCUCAGGAGCUCCAUUUUUCUCAGUUGAAGCAACAUGAAACCUAAGAUUUGAGUCUUCUUCUUUGUACACUACACCUGUCAUCAUAUUUGUAACCCACCUACACCUUCAAGAUUAAUGUAAUUGAUGGUGUUUUUUUAUUUUAUUUUUUAUUUUUAUGAUGUUGUGUGGCGUUCUCUUCAUGAAUAUGCCUACCCUCUAUUCUAGCCCGCAUCAUCGUCCUAAUCCUUUGUAAAUUUUAUCCAUUACCUUUUUGUAUGCCAUGUUAUAAAGGUUAUAUUAUACCUUUUUUGGAUAAAAAUACCUUUGUCAUUA
This is a messenger RNA of Ipomoea triloba (trilobed morning glory), 1796 nucleotides long. Its product is annotated as BTB/POZ and TAZ domain-containing protein 4-like. Bases 403 to 1521 code for a protein of 372 amino acids. The record is from RefSeq and is a predicted model, not a curated record. Lineage: Eukaryota; Viridiplantae; Streptophyta; Magnoliopsida; Solanales; Convolvulaceae. The transcript has 6 exons. Gene Ontology annotation, molecular function: protein binding.